AUGCUGCUCCGCUCAGCAUAUCCACGCCUGCCUCUCCUCAGCACCCGGCGAGCAGCACGGCACCUCCCUGCGGCCUCGUUCGCCCUCACCUCGCCUCGUCCCCCGCCCCCACACCUCGCACCUCUCGCCAGCUCUCGUCUCCUGUCCAGCUCGGCAGCGACACAGGCGCUCAUCCCCUACGUCGUCACGCGAGAGCCGAGGGGCGAGAGGGUCUCCGAUGUCUACUCUCGACUGCUGCAAGAGCGCAUCGUCUUCCUCAACGGCCCGAUCGAGGACGCCCUCUCAUCGGUCACGGUCGCCCAGCUCCUCUUCCUCGAGGCCGAGUCGUCGGCGCCCAUCUCGCUCUACAUCAACUCGCCCGGCGGUAGCGUCACCGCCGGGAUGGCCAUCUACGACACGAUGCAGUUCGUGCACUGCCCCGUGCACACGAUCGUCGUCGGCCAGGCGAGCUCUAUGGCGUCCCUCAUUCUCGCCGGAGGUGAGCCAGGGCACCGCAGCGCCUUGGCGCACUCGUCGGUCAUGAUUCAUCAACCCUCGGGAGGCGCAGGAGGACAAGCCUCGGACAUCUCGAUCGUUGCCAACGAGAUCCUGCGCAUUCGCGAGAAAAUGUUCGACCUCUACGCCGACCACUGCAAGUUCCCGGACGAGGACCGCCAGGUGGCGCGAGAGCGCUUCGCCCGCAUGCUCGACCGCGACCACUACCUGACGCCGGACGAGGCGAUCAAGCAGGGCAUCAUCGACCAGGUCCUGUCCAAGCGGCCGAGCGCAGGCGCUGCGGGUCCUGCGGGCGAGGGUGAGGGACGAGGAGAACGGGCGAACGCGCCGUAGAGGAACGAGGUGCAAGGACGUGUCCUGUCCGUC
Messenger RNA from Rhodotorula graminis WP1, 861 nucleotides. RefSeq lists its product as uncharacterized. The coding region runs from base 1 to 828 and encodes 275 amino acids. Gene Ontology annotation, cellular component: endopeptidase Clp complex. Lineage: Eukaryota; Fungi; Basidiomycota; Microbotryomycetes; Sporidiobolales; Sporidiobolaceae. The record is from RefSeq and is a predicted model, not a curated record. Gene Ontology annotation, biological process: protein quality control for misfolded or incompletely synthesized proteins. The transcript has 10 exons. Gene Ontology annotation, molecular function: ATP-dependent peptidase activity; ATPase binding; serine-type endopeptidase activity.